This is a messenger RNA of Arabidopsis lyrata subsp. lyrata, 747 nucleotides long. RefSeq lists its product as uncharacterized. The transcript has 4 exons. The coding region runs from base 33 to 449 and encodes 138 amino acids. NCBI's taxonomy places the organism in Eukaryota, Viridiplantae, Streptophyta, Magnoliopsida, Brassicales, Brassicaceae. The record is from RefSeq and is a predicted model, not a curated record.
UGAAUUUUUUCCAUGUUAAUGUUUUUAAAUAUAUGGAGAAUUCUCGAAAUUCUAAAAAUGAACUUAAAACCAGACGACGCUUUGCUUUAACAUCAAAGCAUAAAGAAACGUUUACUUUCUCAGCCUCAAGUUGUAAGACAGAAGCAAAAGUUAUAAGACUCAGACAAAGGGAAGAAGAAUCAGUGACCACAGAAGCUGAACCAACACUUGCUUUCUCCUACUCAGGUUAUAAGGCUGAAACAAAAGGAAGAAGAAUUAGUAUAAACACUUCAUAUACCAAGGGCGAGCAUCCAUUUCUACCCUCUCUGCCACCACAUUCUCACAAAUCGCCGGUGCCACAAUCCCCUCUUGUCUUGCACGUCUUGGUUGUCUCUGCUGUUCAUGAGGGAUUGGAAGCUGCCUUGUCUUGUCAAAGGCCACAUCAUAAUAGAGAUGUACUAACACUUUAGUUUGAAAAUCAUCGCUGGCCAACCGGUACUCAUGUUGUCUCCACCCCGUGGUAACUCCUUGGUUUGUAACAAAAUCCACUGUUUCCUUAUGCCCUAGAAUCCUGUCUCUUCUUAUUAUCUUCUUGGUUUCCCUAUACUUCCAUCUUCCACCAUUUCUGUUGUCUAGGACGGCUCUGUAAGGCCUAUCCCUCAUCAGCAAAGUCCUUGUAACAUAAUACCAGUAGUUAUUGUCAGGGAAGUACUGAUGGAGCGGAAGCUUCUAAGGAUAGAACUAGAGAUCUGUUGAUUCCUCGGAAUA